This is a messenger RNA of Chelonia mydas (Green sea turtle), 3057 nucleotides long. Its product is annotated as programmed cell death protein 4. Gene Ontology annotation, cellular component: cytosol; nucleus. The record is from RefSeq and is a predicted model, not a curated record. Gene Ontology annotation, biological process: negative regulation of DNA-templated transcription. NCBI's taxonomy places the organism in Eukaryota, Metazoa, Chordata, Testudines, Cheloniidae. The coding region runs from base 173 to 1552 and encodes 459 amino acids. The transcript has 11 exons.
CCUGGGCUCGGGGCCGCUCGCGCGCUGCGGCUGCGAGGCUGGUGGGAGCCGGCUGGAGUCCCGCCCCCGUGUGCGUCACUUCCGCAAGGGGCGGGCGGGCGCGCGAAGCAGCGGGGCCCAGCGCAGCGUCGGGGUCGGGGUCGCGCCCGGCUCGCAGCUGCCGCCUGCGGCCAUGUCGGGCUCGGUCAGCCCCGCCCGCGGCUCGGGCAGCCCCGCCCUGGCCCCGUGCCAGGCAGGCUCAGAGGACGAGGCUCUGGAGGAAGAGCUGAUGGAUGGCGACGGGUCCCGCCCCUGGACCCCGCAGGAGAAGGCCCUGCACGAAGCUCGGCUCAAGGCCAAGGCCAAGCGGCGCCUGCGGCGCACCUCAUCCCGGGACUCCACCCGGGAGCCGGCACCCGAGGGGGGGGAGCCCAGCCCUGACCCCAGCAGCCCCAAGGGCAAGACCAACGACAGGAAGUCGCGCAUGGGCAAGGGCCGCGGGCUCCCCAAGAAAGGUGGUGCUGGGGGCAAGGGUGUGUGGGGUGCACCUGGCCUGGUGUACGGGUACCAGGAGCCUGACGCUCGGGACCCCAACUACGACGAGUCAUCUCAGGGCGACACGGUCUAUGCCACGGUGACACCGGAGCUGGAGGAGGGGGAGCUGGAGAAGAACGUGCACCCCAUGGUGCUGGAGUACUUUGAGCAUGGGGACACCCUCGAGGUGAUGGAACUGCUGAAGGAGCUGAACCUGGGCACCAGGAAGCACGCCGUCCCCUCGCUGGCCGUGGCACUGGCGCUGGAGGGCAAGGCCAGCCACCGGGAGCUGACCUCCCGUCUGCUCUCUGACCUCGUGGGCAAGGUCAUGACCUCGGAGGAUAUCGCCAGGGCCUUUGACAAGAUGCUCAAGGACCUGCCUGACCUCAUCCUGGACACUCCUGAGGCUCCACAGAUGCUGGGCCAGUUCAUUGCCCGGGCCGUGGCUGACCACGCGCUGCCCCUGGACUUCCUGGACCGCUACAAGGGGCGCGUGGACUGCGAGCAUGCCCGGGCUGCCCUGGACCGUGCCGCCGUUCUGCUCCGGAUCAAGCGGGACGUGAACCGAUUGGACAACGUGUGGGGAGUGGGGGGCGGCCAGAGGCCCGUGAAGCAUCUCAUCAGAGAGAUGAGCCUGCUGCUGCACGAGUACCUGCUGUCUGGGGAGGUGUCAGAGGCAGAGCACUGCCUGCGGGAGCUGGAGGUCCCUCACUUCCAUCACGAGCUGGUCUAUGAGGCUGUCGUGAUGGUGCUGGAGUCCACAGGCGAGACUCCCGUCGUCAUGAUGGUAAAACUGCUCAAGGUGCUGUGGGAGACCGGCCUGGUGACCCUGGACCAGAUGAACCGGGGCUUUCAGCGAGUCUAUGACGAGCUUGGAGACAUCAGCCUGGAUGUGCCCCUCGCUCACCGUAUCCUGGAGCGGCUGGUGGAUCUCUGCUUCGAGGAGGGAGUCAUCACCAAGCAGCUGAGAGACACCUGCCCGGCUAGGGGCCGGAAGCGAUUUGUGAGCGAGGGUGACGGGGGGCAGAUCAAGCAGUAACGGGCCGUCUCGUCCCCCCCAGCCCCAGUCCCCUGGAGGUGAUUGAUAUCCCCCAGCCCUGGAGCUCAUCCUUGUCUGUCUCCAGCUGGGAACGGCACCAGGGAACCACCCAGCGCCAGCUCCCAGGGGGGGCGGUGCAGAGGCUGUGAUGGAUCUUGGGGGGGGAGGGAGGGAAGUAAGGUGGGGUCCAGGAGCAGGGAGGGUCUGGUGGGCUGAUCUCCCAGCUGGGACAAUGCUGGAGGUGGAAUGCGGGGCUAGGCACACCUGCAGGACUCUCGCCCCCUCCACUUCCCUGCAGCCCCAGCUGCGAGAUGCCCCUCCCUCGCCUAGUGGGGCUGCGUGUCUUAACAACCAUGCUGUGUCUGUGCCCCCCCCAAGCUUGGCUCCCCUUGGCUCCAUGCAGUGGGGUUAGCAGUGGGCACCCCCCUCACCAGCCUCCUAUGCUGGCUAGUUCAGGAAAGGGCCUGGUGCUUACUCUACCCUGGGGGCUUUGGGAUUCCUUCCUUCCCCACAAUGGAGCCACUGAGGUCACCCAGUGUGUCAGUCCAGCUGGGGGGCCCUGGUGACGCAGGCCUGGAUGUAACUCCAGCUGCAGCGUGCUCCCUGGUGCCCCCCCUUUCCACACCAGGGCAUGGCAGGGAGCCCAGAGCUUGGCCUGCAGAAUGGGCUGGGUAAGACCAGCCUGUCUUAGGGGGAGGCAGCGUGUCCUUACUCUGCCCCGGGGGACGGAGUUGGGGGCUUGCCAGAGACAUGCCCAGGCCUCUGCCUUGUGCUGGGCACCCAGCCAUACAGGACAAGCUGCUUCCUUGCACCUUAUGCCAAGGGCCAGGAACAAUCUCCAGAGCAAAGGAUUCUGGGUCACACCAAUCAGCUUGCCUCAUGGGCAGUGACACAGGUAAGGGGGCCACACCGUCCUCCCCACAUCUCAGCUCUGCUCCUCUUCUAAGCAGAGAUCCACAUAAGGACUGCCCCAGAGGCCAGCCUCAGCUCUGCCCCUAAGGUAAUCAGCUGGGCAUUACCCACAAUCCACUGCCCUGUACUUACUUUACUACCCUACAGUGACUCAUCACAGUGCACCAACCACGGGUAGGGGCUGCAUGCGGGAGCACCGGGCGUGAGAGCUGGAGUGGGGGGUUUCUGCCUGGCCUAAGGGAGCCCAGUUGACAAAGGGCAGGUAUUUGAACGGUGUGGAGCUGGGGAGCCUGUAGGACUAGGGUGGCUGGGGGUAUCUCAGGGAGGUGAUGGGCUUGGCCUCAUCUCCCAGGGCAGGGGCCUUAAACCCCAGCGCUUGAGCAAGGUGGGACCUGUGGGGCCACUCCAGCUCUGCCUUCCAGCACCCUGAGGAGGCUGUGGUCCCCUGGUAGGCCCCGCUGUUGGGCUGGGGCACAGCAGGGCGUCAGCAGCUGGGUGCUGAGGUGCCCCAGCAGUGGAUGGCCCUCCCUGGCUUGAGCAGGGGAAAGGGGCAGCGCUGAGGCAUAAACAGAAUAAAGAUGUGUCCAAAGGAA